Molecule: messenger RNA, 2358 nt
Organism: Dermatophagoides pteronyssinus (European house dust mite)
Lineage: Eukaryota; Metazoa; Arthropoda; Arachnida; Sarcoptiformes; Pyroglyphidae
Biological process (GO): nucleolar large rRNA transcription by RNA polymerase I; RNA polymerase I preinitiation complex assembly
Cellular component (GO): RNA polymerase transcription factor SL1 complex; RNA polymerase I core factor complex
Molecular function (GO): RNA polymerase I core promoter sequence-specific DNA binding
Source: RefSeq, a predicted model, not a curated record
GUGCCAUCUAGGGAUUUUCCAUAAUUUCCAAUGCACGUGUUCAUUUGUGAUUACGGUGAUGAAAUUCGGAAUGAAUGAUGGAACAUUGUCAAAAAUGUGGAUCCGAACAAUUUUAUGAAGAAGAUGGUUUUCAAUUUUGUUCACAUUGUCAAACACAAAGUCAAGGAUUCGCUAAAGAAGUUGCUGCGGAUGAAUAUCCCGAAGAAAUUCGCCAUAAAGAAAUACGUAUCAACAAACAGAGCAAUGAUCGAAGAAAGACGAAUCAGACAAAAAACUUGAAUAAAAUUGGUAUUCAUAGCACAUGGAAUACAUUCGAAGCAUUCAAUUCAAUUUAUAUCGAAUUUAUUAAAGAUUUUUUCAAAAUAAUCCAUUUGAACGGAUUACCAUUCUCGAAUGAAAUGAAACAACGUUUUAUAUCAGUAUCAAUGCAAUUAUGGUUCAAAUAUCUGCGUGAAAGUGAUAUUGCAUUUGCUGUUGAUGAACAUAUGGAAAAAAGGAUUCGUUUGCAUCCAUUAACCAGAUAUCGUGAUAAUUAUCUUCUAGCCAAUCCAUCAUUAUUGAAUCAGGAUGAUGAUGAUAAUCAAUUUAUUUUACCAUAUUCUCGUCAUAAAACAAUCAAUCAGCCAAGAGAUGACAACUUUCAAUUAAGUUUUGGCAAUCGUUAUCGUUGCAAAUAUAAAAACAUCAAAAUGAAUGAAAAUGAUAAAUAUUUUGAUGAAAAUGAUCCGGAUAAAUGCGGUGAUCCAAGAUAUCAAAUGCGAAUCAUCAAAGGACCCUAUAAACGUGAUAAGGCAGUGAAAGCUAAUAAAUUAUUAGUCACAGAAGCUGUUUCGGCAACUAAUUUUGUCGAAAAUGGCAAUGCAUUCAUCAAUUUCAUCAAUGAUUAUUUGUCAUCUGGUGGUUCUUUACCAAAACAAGUCACACCCACAAACAUUGAUAGUGAUGACGCCGAUAAUAAUGAUGAUAAUGAACCCGAAUUGCUAAUGGAUGAAGAACAAUUUAAGCGUUUGAAAUUCAAACAUAUGUCGAAUAAAUCGAAAUAUUUGGAAAAACAUUUAUCAUUCGAUGCAUGUAAUGUGGGUACUAGACAUUCAUCACCAUUUAGCAAUGAAGUGAUUAGUAAAUACAAAAUUCUGGUCUUUCUUUAUUUGGCUAUACGUUUAUUUAAUUUCAAUAUCUAUUUGACUGAUCUAAUUCGUUGGUGUAAUGCUGGCUCGAUACGUUUUGCCAAUUUAUUUGAAAAUUUUCUCGAUAAACAAGAAACAAUACUGAGCAUGGAUGUUCUAACAUUUGUGGAUUAUAAAUAUCCUGAUUAUAGAAAAAUUGUUCGAAUAAUGCGUAAUAUGAUUAUACAUUUGAAUUUGGAUUAUUCAAUCAUUCCCAAACCCAAUCUUUAUUGUUUAAUUAAACGUUAUCUUUAUGAUCUCAAUCUGCCCGAUGGACUGUUAUUAUUGAUUAGAUAUCGUUACGAACGUUUUAUCGAUUAUUAUUCAAAUGAAUCGCUUACCGAUAAUAUAAAUGGAAAAAGUAUAUCACCUUGUUAUGAUAUUGUUUGUAUUGUAUCCAUUAUCUUAAUAUUGCGUGAUUUAUUCAAUUUUAAUGGAUCAACCGAAUUGAAUUAUUUCCAUAAUCAAUCAUUUCGCCAUACCAGAUUUGAAGAUAAAUUAUUCAAUUGGAAUCAAUGGUUACAUUAUUCACGUAUACGUUUCAAUCUAAUCAGAUCAUUUCGAAUGAAUAUACGAAUCGACAAUUUGGAUAUAAUCGAUAUAAAUGAUACAUUAUCCAAUCUAUAUCGUAUGACGGAAUUUUUUCGAGAUGUAAAAAUUGCCAGAAAAGUUCAAGCCAAACAAUAUUGUUGGCCAACACGUUUUAAUCUGCAAGAAUCGUUUGAAAAAGCAAUAUUUACGGAAAACAAUUUCGAAUGGAAAGCCCGAAUCAAACAACAACCAAAAUCAAUUCCAUCAUUUUAUCCACUGACCACAUCGACAGCCGAAAUUCUUGAACAAAUCAAAAAUAAUGACAUCAAAAACAUUUUACAACAAAAUUUUCGCCAAAAAUUAAUAACCCCCUAUGUUUGUGAUCAUAAUUUUAAUAAUUUUCAUCGACAACGAUCAACAAGACUUUUUGGUGGAACAUUUCAAAUAUCACGUAUUCGUUUGUUGUUAUCCGAUACGACUAGAUUUUUAUUAGAUUUAGCAACAUUCAUUACCUGUGUCGAUAUUUAUCCUUAUUUACCAUUCCUUCGAACGGCCGAAAAAUUUGAUCGACAACCCAAAAAUUUAAUCUAAUUUUUCUAAAUUACAAAAUUUAAUGGCAAUAAUGUAAUAAUGUAAUAAAUGAAUCAUUUUUUUGUAUAAU